Cornus florida is the source of this 2465-nucleotide messenger RNA. RefSeq names its product acetolactate synthase 2, chloroplastic-like. The record is from RefSeq and is a predicted model, not a curated record. The coding region runs from base 171 to 1979 and encodes 602 amino acids. Gene Ontology annotation, molecular function: acetolactate synthase activity; magnesium ion binding; flavin adenine dinucleotide binding. Gene Ontology annotation, biological process: L-valine biosynthetic process. The transcript has a single exon. Gene Ontology annotation, cellular component: acetolactate synthase complex. Lineage: Eukaryota; Viridiplantae; Streptophyta; Magnoliopsida; Cornales; Cornaceae.
UAAUUUUGCUAAAUUUAGAGCACUAGAGGAGAAUGUCAGAGCACAAUCAGAUAGCCGACUUUUCCUAGAAUCAGUCCGAGCUACUACCGUUGAUGGCAAAAUCUCUAUACCUCUUUUGUUUGCCAGAACACUAGAAAUACAAGCCUCUUUUCUCUCUCAGCUAGUUGAAAAUGGCCGCCAUUGUUGCGCCUUCCAUCUCCAAGUUCUUUCCUCUCUGCCCCUCAAAACGAUUUACCCUCCUACCAUCAAUCUCAUAUGGCUCCCAAAAACACACACCGCGCGGUAAUCUCCGCAUCUCAAAUGUCCACUCCGAAACAUCCAAAUCCCGAUUCGCUGCCAACGAACGCAGAAAGGGAUCCGACGUCCUCAUUGAAGCCCUCGAGCGCAAAGGCGUCACCAGCGUCUUUGCCUACCAAGGCGGCGCGUCAAUGGAGAUCCACCAAGCCCUAACACGGUCAGCCACCAUCCGAAACAUCCUUUUCCAGAACGAACAGCGCGGGGUCUUUGCCGCAGAGGGCUACGCACGCGCCUCCAGCCUCCCGGGCGUCUGCAUCGCUUUGGGCCCCAACGCCACCAAUUUGAUUAGCGAACUGGCCAACGCGAUGCACGAUAGCAUCCCAAUCGUAGCUAUUACCGGACAGGUCCCUAGAGGAAUGAUCGGCACUGACGGAUUUCAAGAAACCCCAAUUGUUGAGGUAACUCGCUCGUUCACUAAGCAUAAAUAUAUUGUUUUAGAUGUAGAAGACAUUCCUAGAAUUGUGGAUGAAGCUUUCUUUCUUGCAUCUUCGGGCCGACCUGGUCCCGUGUUAAUUGAUAUUCCGCAAGAAAUACAGCAACAGUUGGUUGUUCCAAAUUGGGAUCAACCUAUUAAAUUACCAGAUUACAUGUCUAAAUUGCCCGAACCACCAGAUGUGGAGCAAUUGGAACAGAUUGUUAGGUUGAUUUCGGAGUCUGAGAGGCCUGUUUUGUAUGUGGGUGGUGGGUGUUUGAAUUCGAGCGAGGAGUUGAGGCGGUUUGUGGAGCUUACAAAGAUUCCGGUGGCAAGUUCUUUGAUGGGUCUCGGGGUUUAUCCGUGUUCGGAUGAGCUUUCCCUGCAAAUGCUGGGAACCCAUGGUACUGUUUAUGCUAAUUAUGCUGUGGAGAGAAGUGAUUUGUUGCUUGCAUUUGGGGUAAGGUUUGAUGACAGUGUGACCAGAAAGCUUGAAACUUUUGCUAGCCGGGCUAAAAUUGUUCAUAUAGAUAUAGAUAUAGCUGAGAUAGGGAAGAAUAAGCAAGCCAAUGUGCCGGUUUGCGCAGAUUUGAAGUUGGCAUUGGAAGGUCUGAAUAGAAUAUUAGAGAGGAAAGUAGCGGAAGGGGGUAAGUUUUAUUUUUCAGCUUGGAGGCAGGACCUAAAGGUGCAGAAAAUUAAAAACCCAUUGAGUUUUAAGUCUUUUGAAGUAGCUAUACCUCCCCAAUAUGCAAUUCAGGUUGUUGAUGAGUUGACCAGGGGGAAUGCCAUUAUAUGUACUGGUGGUGUUGGCCAGCAUCAAAUGUGGACUGCGCAAUUCUACAAGUACAAUAGGCCUCGGCAGUGUCUGACAUCGGGUGGAUUGGGGGCUCUGAAUUUUGCAUUGCCUGCUGCAAUGGGAGCUGCUGUUGCAAGACCUGAUGCUGCUGUCGUGGUCAUUGAUGAUGAGAGAAGUUUCAUGGCGAAUGUCCAGGAGUUGGCCACAAUCAAGAAGGAGGGUCUUCCGGUAAAAAUGAUGAUGCUGAGUAAUCAACGUUUGGGUAUGGUUCUCCCAUGGGAGGAUCCGGUGUUCUGGGCAGAAUCUUGUGAUAUACCUACUGCCCGGGUGAUGAAGAAGGGAGAUGUUAGGACUGCAAUUCAGAAAAUGUUGGAUACAUCUGGUCCGUACUUCCUUGAUGUUGUUGGACCAUAUGAGUGGCGGGGAACCUUUCAAGAUGUGAUCACCGAAGGUAAUGGAAGAUUGACAUAUUGAUCUUCCGGGUCCUCCGGGAUUAGUCGGGUUGUUGAGGAGCUCUAAGGGUUCGUGCCAUCCCGGACACCUGAGUUAAUCCAAAAAAAAAAAAAUUAAUGAGCUUUGUUGUAUUUUAGGCUACGUAGUUCGUUAUUUCGGGGUAUACCUGUAACCUUCCAAGAUGUGAUCACCAAAGGUAAUGAAAGAUUGACAUAUUGAUCUUCUGGGUCUCUGGAUUAGUCGGGUUGUUGAGGGGCCCUACAGGUUCGUGCCAUCCCGAAUUAAUAAAAAAAAAAAAAAAAAAUUAAUGAGCUUUGUUGUAUUUUAGGUUCCAUAGUUCGUUAUUUGGGGGUAUACUUGUAACUUUUUUAUUUCAUGGACGGGGUUAUACUAUUUUCUCUGUAAUGGAAAAUUUUUGUAUCUCUUUCGUCAUUUUGAGACUUGCCAGUUUUGAAGUUGGAUCUAUUUGUGGUAAUCUUCCUGAGAUAAUUGUUGUGCUUUAAUGAA